This is a messenger RNA of Nicotiana attenuata, 1178 nucleotides long. RefSeq names its product hypoxanthine-guanine phosphoribosyltransferase. Gene Ontology annotation, molecular function: hypoxanthine phosphoribosyltransferase activity; magnesium ion binding. Lineage: Eukaryota; Viridiplantae; Streptophyta; Magnoliopsida; Solanales; Solanaceae. The record is from RefSeq and is a predicted model, not a curated record. The coding region runs from base 112 to 681 and encodes 189 amino acids. Gene Ontology annotation, biological process: guanine salvage; IMP salvage; hypoxanthine metabolic process. The transcript has 3 exons.
AGGCCCUUAAACCCUAUCCCCAGCAAUAAAGUUGCAGGCAUUUCUAUUGCUGAUUCUAUUGUGGAAUAUUCCUUCAUUGAUUCUAUCGCUGAUUCUGUCCCCAAGGUAUCAAUGGCUACCAAUUUGGAGGAUCAUAUUGAAAAAAUUUUAUGGACAGAGCAGCAAAUUUCUCAACGAGUUUCUGAACUUGCUUCCCAAAUUACCCUCAACUUUUCUUCUUGUAAAUCCGCUCCGGUCGCUGUGGGCGUUGCCACUGGUGCUUUUCUGUUCCUAGCUGACCUUGUUCGCAAAAUCAAACUUCCCAUUUCCGUUGAUUUUGUUCGGGUUGAAUCGUACGGCUCUGGUACUGUAUCCAAUGGCAAACCCAAGAUUUCUUGCGACUUGAAAAUUGAUGUUACUGGAAAGCAUGUGAUUUUGGUUGAGGACAUUGUGGAUACAGGAAACACGUUAUCCUGCCUAAUUGCACACUUGAAAUCUAAAGGGGCAUCCUCCAUAUCGGUGUGCACUCUCCUUGAUAAACCAUCAAAGAGGAAGGUUAAUUUUGAACUUGUGGGAGAAGGGAAGUUCUACCGUGGUUUUGAGUGUCCAGAUUAUUUUGUGGUUGGCUAUGGAUUAGAUUUUGCUGAGCUUUAUAGGAACUUACCCUACGUGGGAGUCCUGAAACCUGAGAUGUACAGUUGAUUUCUUUGGCCACAAAUAAUUGUUCCAUCCAAGGAAAUUUCUUGAUUUGUUGGAUACGUUCAACCUUUUGCUGAUGAAGAGGUGCCAGUUUCCUUAUUAUGAAUCAGAGGGACUGCAAAGGUUCAGUUCCAAGCAUUUUUUCCUUUACCCCGGGCCCUGCCCUGCCCCUGCCCCCGCCCCUCGCCCUCGUGUGGCAUUCACCAGUUACCUACACCUGCAUAUUCAGUGUGUGGCUCCUCUCCAGUACCUAAGAAUUGAAUAGUUUUUGCAAACUUUGUCCAUCAAUUUCUUGUCUCUAUGGUUUUUUUUUUUGUGCGCGCGCCUGUAUGGUUAGUAAUUUGUAUUUUACUAGGUAACUAUUAUUAGAACUCAACGACAUUUCAGUUUUCUGAUUCGUUUUGACUGACACAGAUUGUUCUAUUGGACAAACACUGGAUGAACUUAGAAAAUAUUGACUAUUGAAUUACUGAUAAGACAUUUUGUUUCCUUUAGGCAUA